AUGUGCAUUCUGUUUCUAGUAUCAAACUUACCAGCCCGCUCAGUGGACAUUGGGACAGCACAGAACACGUCACUUCCAGAGAACACCUCUAGGUAUGAUAAUCUCGCGGAGUUGUAUGCCGUUAUCAACACUAUUCAAUGUCUCCAGAAGGCGUACAUCAAAGAUCAAAUAAACUCAAAAGAGAUUUCAAAUAUAAUCUUAAUAGGUAUACAGCAGCUUAUGGAUUGUCCGGCUGCUCUAGAAAGAAUCAAGGAGGGACGACCUAUAACCAUUAAAGACGAUAAAAUGAACAUAAGUAAAUCUAUCGCGGAUUUCGUUUCGCAAGACCGAUGUGAUGCACUACGUUUAGGCAGUUUACUUCGUAACAGCAACGUUGAUUCCACCUACGUUUUUCUUUUCAUUAUAUCUCAUUGUAUAAUAAACGGACGAGAGAAACCCAUAGUGAUUUAUGUGAACAGCCGACCUAGGCCCUUCGACUGGUAG
Echinostoma caproni is the source of this 483-nucleotide messenger RNA. NCBI's taxonomy places the organism in Eukaryota, Metazoa, Platyhelminthes, Trematoda, Plagiorchiida, Echinostomatidae. The record is from the annotation of a GenBank genome assembly.